CAAAGGAAUUUCAGGUCAACUCAACAAACAACAAUCAAUCGUCAAUGGCAGAACCAAGCAGCGAUUCAAUGUCAGUCCUGGCAACCAAAAUCUGCAAUCAAAUCAACUCCGUAUUCACCAACUCCACAUCCACCCCAUCUCCCCUACACACCACCGUCGACGAAAUAGCCUCCACCGCCGCCCACGGUGGUAAAAUCUUCGUUUACGGCGUAGGCCGCGAAGGUCUAAUGAUGAAAGCCCUAUGCAUGAGACUGGCCCAUCUCGGCCUUUCAGCCCAUUGCGUCGGCGACAUGACCACCCCACCAAUCUCCUCCUCCGACCUCCUUAUUGCGUCUGCUGGUCCAGGCGGUUUCUCAACCGUUGAUGCCAUUUGUGGUGUUGCGAAAUCCAACGGUGGUCGUGUGCUGGUUCUGACCGCACAGCCGGAGUUGGGAUCUUCGGUGAAGUAUGCGAAUGCGGUGGCGUACGUGGCGGCGCAGACGAUGGCGGAUGAUGAUGGUGUGGUGGAAGGAGGAAGAGGAGGAGCGUUGCUUCCGAUGGGGAGUGUGUAUGAAGGGGCGUUGUUUGUGUUGUUUGAGAUGGUGGUUUUUAAAUUGGUUUCGGUUUUGGGUCAAACCCCAGAUGAGAUACGAUCUCGGCACACUAAUUUGGAGUAGAGUUAGUGAUUGAUCAAUGCUCUCUGUCGGUUAGUGUGUUUCUUGUUUUUUCUUAUGUAUUAUGCUCUUCUUAAUGAUUUAUGUGAUGUUGUCUACAAAAGUAAACAAGUAGCUUAUGUUAUGGGAUAUGGUACAGAUUGUUGGUCUUUGCUAGAAACUUCUGUGGUACAUGCAUCCAUUAAUGCAUAUGAAAUUUGAAGUUUUAGGUUAUUAGGGGGGACGGGGCGCCUCGUGAGGGUCCUCCACCACGCGAGGAACAACAAAUAACACCGCCGCCACCACCUUCUAUAACGCGUCAAACACAUCCCGCGUGAACAAUUGAAGAAUCUAAGGGUUUAUUGUUGGAUGUUGUGAGUGAUGGGCAUUUCCACUAAAAUCCAUCACCAGUGAUGGAAUAAAGCUCGAUGACGUGGCGGAACUUGAUUGGAUGUUGUGAGUGAUGAGUGGGUGGUGAGUGAUGGGCGCCCCGCCCGCCCUUAUGAUUUACAAACACAAUAUAUCCAUUUAUCAUCCAUAUCUGAGUUACUGAGUACUUGUAUGCAUUAGUCAUCACUAUAAACUGCUGCAGUUUCCUCAUCUCGAUACCACCGCAACUCCAUUCUAAGUUAUCACAUUGUAAAUGUGCUAGAUAUUUUGUAUAAUAGUCUAGGUUAGAAAAAUCUAGAAAGGUAAAGAGUAGUAUGCCAGCAACUAUAAGUACAGUGUUGCUCAUUUGAGCUCCACAACUCGAAAGUUCUAUUGUUUAUCUUGCAACGAUCAUUGUGGAGUUUUAUUUGUACAAUUAUAUUUGGUUGCGAGUCUUCAGUCUUGCAUUUUGCUGCAAAGUUUCCUAGAAUCGUUGCUAUCAGUGGUUGUAACAUCCUAGAAUCUAUUGCUAAGAUAUUCAAAUGAAUGGUGUUGACGGGGUUUUAUCAAACGAGACUGCAAGAGUUGUAACGCGUUAACCACAAGAUUUAGAGGAUAUCCCCAAGGACCCGAUUGUCACUAUUUAAAGCUUAAUUACGAAGCCUUGGGAAUAAGGCAUGUGAAAUUGAAUUGGAGGGACCUGGAUGUAACCUUGGUGAUUUAAAUCACCUAAGGAAAUCAACCUAGGUCGACGGCGAGGAGAGAGUGCAAGGUGAGGGAGACGAGAUCGUUCAUGAUCGUUUUGCUUCCAAAAUCGCGUUUCUAAGUAAUCCUCAAUACGUUUUGUCAUGAAUCACAUGUUUUAGUUUACGUGGGAAGCCGACGGGGUUAGCGGUGGUCGUAGGGGCGGCUGACGGUGCCACAUUGGUGGUGAAGGCCGGAUAUAAGAUUUUUAGUUUAAAUUAAUGAAGUGGCCCAUUUGAAGGAUUCGUUAGUAGCCCAUUUGAAAUAUUCGUUGGCCGUUAAAAAAACACAAUAGAGUUGAGACCACCUAGCUAGGGCAUUUGAGAAUUUGAGAGCUAUCACAACUUUUGACCAACAAACCAAAGUUAAUGCUCUGAAUAUGGGGUUUAAAGAUGGUUGGCCUCAACCAUUGUUAACUUAUUAAAUGUGUUGCUAAACAACUAAGGUGUGGACCCUCUAGAAUGAGAGAGAAUUCUAUUAAAUAUCUCCUUUGUUGAUUAAAGCGGCUCUAUGUAUUUAUAUAUACUCUAAUUUGCAUCAGGUUUACGCAUAUGCAAGUUGUACUUCUUGCUUUUGUUGUUUUUUAUGUUGUUAUGGUUUGUACGUUAUGUAUAUAGGGUUGUAAGCUUUUUAUAAAAGGCCGCGUGUCCUUUCUGCCCCACCUAUUGAGCUUCCAUUUUUGACACGUAUAUUGACCUUCUCCUACCCCGUCACAAAACCCACAUCAGUAUCACAUUCGAGAGAGAGAUGAAAGCAAAGAGACAGACCGGGCCGCCAGCGACAUGCGGCGGAACAACGGCGGCGCGCCAUCUCCGGCAUCGUCACUACACCAUAACCCACCUCUUAUAUGAAGUUCUUGAGUAAAUAGCCAAUGAUCAGACAAUCUCCGAUCGUAAUCAAGUCGAUUUUCAUGGCGUUUGUGUAUAUAUCUUUCUAAUUACAACAUCACUCUCACAAUUUGAUAGUUGGUGUUGCUCAAAGUCUUGCAAUUUCACAGCUAGAAAGUGGGAAGUGCACCAAGGCGAGAAGGUCAAAAGGGAGCAAAAGCACACACUUUUUGUCCGGUAGAGGUUCUGUGUCGGUACAAAUUGUUCCAACCACAGCAACUGAUCCAUACAUGCAGACUUUGAAGAAUACAUUUGGAAUUGUGGAAAGAGUUGUUCUUCUUGGAGCACCGGUUGCUAUAGAAGACGAAAAAAGGGAAGCUGUUAGGAAGGUUGUUUCUGGAAGAUUGAUAAAUGCUUAUUCCACAACCGAUUGAACGGUUGGAGUGAGCCUUUCGAGCCAGGUACACCGUACACAUCAUAUUUUAUUAAUGGUAUGUUAUAUUUUGCUAGAUGGUUUUUACAGUCAACCAUGGUCUCCUUAGUCAAGGAUUAACUGGAAUUGAACUCGUGGAUGUUCCUGAGGUCGAGAAUGUGAGUUCUGUAUCUCCUUAUUGCCCAUUUUCAUGUAUAAGGUUUGGUCUGAUCAACCUUCAAGGGGGUGGCAUAGUGGUUAAAGCCUGACAGCCUGAGUUCCUCUAGCAGACCUCAUGUUCGAAUCUAGAUUCUUACGAAUCCCAUUAGUUAGAAGGGUAUUAGUGGGUCCCUAUAAUAUUCUGCGUACGAACAAAGAAUAGAUUUCGUUUGAUGUAUAAACCAAUAUUCUGUGUUGUGGCUGCAAUUUGAUGUUACAGAAGUCAUAGAGGGCCACUCUUCAUAUCUAUGGGGUACCAAAGAGAUACUAGAUCCGGUUUUCAAAAUCACUGAUACGAAGAGAAAGAACAUGAUCCUUACACAUCGCAUCCAAAGAUAUACCCUUUGUAUAUAUUAUAUAUACGUUUUGCUUUUCUAGGUAUUCUCAAAGGAAUAUUUAUAUAUAUUUUUUAUUACUUGCAGUUACACCUGAACAUCUUGUAGGAGUUUGGGAAAAGUGUUCAGCUGGAGAUGUAAGUGGGAUUCACGGAAUUACUUGAAGAAAAGGCUUCCGAGUUAGAUGUGUGCCCUUAAGUGGCAAACAGGUCAAACAUGUACUUUUUUAGUUUGGGUUCAAAUGGAGGGGUUAAGUGUGCUAACUGAUAAACAUUUGGUGUGUUAGUUACCAAAAAUGUGAUACAAAAACUAUUUUAUUACAAUGAUAGUGUUGUUCUAAUUAAUUUGAAUUUAUUUAUUUG
This is a messenger RNA of Helianthus annuus (common sunflower), 3900 nucleotides long. Its product is annotated as 3-hexulose-6-phosphate isomerase. Gene Ontology annotation, biological process: carbohydrate derivative metabolic process. The transcript is spliced from 5 exons. Gene Ontology annotation, molecular function: carbohydrate derivative binding; isomerase activity. The record is from RefSeq and is a predicted model, not a curated record. The coding region runs from base 45 to 656 and encodes 203 amino acids. Lineage: Eukaryota; Viridiplantae; Streptophyta; Magnoliopsida; Asterales; Asteraceae.